GGACCAGUCCGACUUCAGCCUGCAGCCGACCCGCGGCCUCCGCCGCGCCGCCGCCGCCGCCACGGCCCGCGUGACGCCCGCCAUGACGUCGGAGACGGACCCCCUGGUGACCGAGCCCACCGGCGACGGGCCUGGUGAGAGACCUGGCACUGGCAGCAGCUCCGGCGGCUCAUCCAAGAUGGUCCCGAUCCCAGUGCUGGUGCGUGAGACCCGCGAGGCCUACAGCUCGGGGCUGACGCGGGACGUGGAGUUCCGCAAGCAGAACCUGCGCGGCCUGCUGCGCUUCUACGACGAGAACAAGGAGCAGCUCAUCGAAGUGCUCCACAAGGACCUCAGGAAGCAUGCAUUCGAGGCGAUGCUCACAGAAGUCAACUACCUCGUCAAUGAUGUCAAGACGAUGCUCAACAACGUGGACGAGUGGUCAAAACCGAAAGCCGUGCAGCGCAGCCUGGCCACCAUGCUGGACCGGCCGUACGUGCUGCCCGAGCCGUACGGCGUGGUGCUGGUGAUGGGCGCCUGGAAUUACCCGCUGCAGCUGUCCCUGGUGCCGGUCAGCGGCGCAAUCGCCGCCGGCAACUGCGUGGUCAUCAAGCCGUCCGACCUGUCGCCGGCCACGUCCGCCUUCCUGGCCGAGGCGCUGCCGCGCUACCUGGACCGCCGCUGCUUCCCGGUGGUGUGCGGCGGCAUCCCAGAGAGCCAGCAGCUGCUGCAGGAGCGCUUUGACUACAUCUUCUACACGGGCAGCUCGGCCGUGGGCAAGAUCGUGCGCGAGGCGUCCAACCGGCACCUGACGCCCGUCACGCUGGAGCUGGGCGGCAAGAGCCCGGUGUAUCUGGACGACUCGGUCAACAUGGACUACGCGGUGCGGCGCAUCCUCUGGGGCAAGGUGAUCAACCUGGGCCAGACAUGCAUCGCGCCCGACUACCUGCUCUGUAACAAGGCGACCGAGGCGCGCUUCCUGCGCCAGGCCAAGCAGGUGCUUCACGAGUGGUUCGGCGGCAAGCCCGAGGACGCCUCGGAGCUCGGCCGCAUCGUCAACAAACGACACUUCGAGCGGAUCAAGAAGCUGAUGGAGAGCAGCGGCACGGUGGCGCUGGGCGGCCGCUGCUUCGCCGGCGACAACUUCAUCGAGCCGACGGUGCUGACGGACGUAAAGGCCGACGAGCCGGUGAUGCAGGAGGAGAUCUUCGGCCCGCUGCUGCCCAUCGUCACCGUGCAGACGCCUGCAGAGGCCAUCGACUUCAUCAACAGUCGAGAAAAGCCCCUAGCAUUCUACAUUUUCACGCGCCAAAAGGCCACGGAAACCUUCCUGCUCGAGAACACCACCGCCGGCGGCGUCACCGUCAACGAUACCCUGUUCCACAUCGGAGUUGAGGAGCUGCCGUUCGGCGGUGUAGGGACAAGCGGCAUGGGCGCCUACCACGGCAAGUUCUCGUUCGACACCUUCACCCACUACAAGCCGGUGCUGGAGCGCAACUACAACCCGCUGGUGGAGAAGCUGUGCUCGGUGCGCUACCCGCCGUACACCAAGGCCAAGAUGCAGCGGGCCAAGCAGCUGCUGAAGAACCCCAAGAUGCCCAGCCUGACGCCGCUCAAGUACCUGCUGACGUUCAGCUUCGGCGUCGCCUCCGUGUUUGCUCUCAAGGCUGCCGCCAAGAGAUUUGGGUUCGACGAGGACCUUCCGGCCGUUCUCCAGUGAUCGGCAGAGCCGGCAUCAGCACUGGCCCGCUCCACAGACCCCCGAGUCAUCGUUCGAAUCGCCGUACGCCGGGGCCGAACGCUGCGCAGAGACCGCUCCCACACUGCCGAUGUUUCAUCUAUUUGUGGCUCGGACUCUUCCCCAGGCGCUCCGUGAGUUAGUCAUUAGCCAUUGUCGCUGCCCCUGCGUGUUGGAAUUAUAUUUUCCUGUGGGUGCUGAAAACCAAGACCAGUGCUGUACGUGAGACCAGUGCUGUCUGAGUAAACAUGCACUCUUAUAGCGUGACUUCUGGUCGCCUAUAUUGUGCAGCCGGUAGCCAGGCGAACACAUUUCUAGAUACCUCAGUGAGGUAUUGCCAACUCGAAACGAAAUACAGUGAAAACAGACUUCACGCGAUGGCGAGGAUCGGAUGGUUCGUGUUUAAACCGUAUUUGAACCACCAGUGCAUCGGUGUAGCGCUACCAGCAACCGCUUGCGGGGAUCAAGCAAGCCGUAGGUACUGAUGCAGGUCCAAAGGUUUUUUUUUCGCUGUGAUUGGUUGGAAUUGUCAAGGGGCGCUCUUGUAAGCGUACGGGAAUUACGUUAUGUCGUUUGUGUAAAUACAGUGACCGACUGGA
This is a messenger RNA of Pollicipes pollicipes, 2316 nucleotides long. Its product is annotated as aldehyde dehydrogenase family 3 member B1. Gene Ontology annotation, molecular function: aldehyde dehydrogenase (NAD+) activity. Gene Ontology annotation, cellular component: cytoplasm. The coding region runs from base 83 to 1699 and encodes 538 amino acids. NCBI's taxonomy places the organism in Eukaryota, Metazoa, Arthropoda, Thecostraca, Pollicipedomorpha, Pollicipedidae. Gene Ontology annotation, biological process: aldehyde metabolic process. The transcript has 11 exons. The record is from RefSeq and is a predicted model, not a curated record.